AUGAUUGGUAUGGCGGGCCUCUUUUCAGGACUGUCUUCAAAUAUCUACUUCCCAUCGUUAGAUUCGAUCGCUAGAGACCUUAAUGUUAGCCUUGGAGCUGUCUCGUUAACCAUAACUUCCUACCUCAUCAUUCAAGGCAUUUCACCGCUCUUCUGGGGGCCAUUAUCCGAUACAAUAGGACGAAGACCAAUCUACAUCGCCUCGUUUUCGGUCUACAUCGUCGCAAACGUCAUCCUUAGUUUCUCCCCCAACUUCCCUGUUCUACUCAUUGCCCGGGGCCUACAAUCAGCUGGAAGCGCGAGCACAGUUAGCAUCGUCCGCAACUUUAGCAUCGCUGUCGGACCAGUUCUCGGAGGACUCCUGUCCAACUUCCUUGGAUUUCGCUCCAUUUUCGUCUUCCUGGCCAUCUUGUCCGGACUUGGCCUUAUAAUGCUACUUGUUUAUUUGCCCGAGACCCUCCGCAGGAUCGCCGGCAAUGGUACGCUAAGACUUUCGGGCGUCUAUCAGCCCUUCAUUCGCAGGCUGACCAAGGAGCCGGAAUACAUGGAAGACGCUGGUGAAAAGCCAGAUAUUUCGAAGGUCACUUUCAACACAUUUGCAAGCCCUAUAAAGCUGCUGGCUGAGAAAGAUAUUAUCGCUCUCUUGGUCAUGGGAGGUAUGGUCUAUACAGUUUGGAGCAUGGUGGUAGCAAGCACAACCGGGAUCUUCAAGGACCGGUUUAAUUUGAACGAAUUAAUGCUUGGUUUAGUUUUCUUGCCUAAUGGUUUCGGCACCAUUGUGGGAUCCUCGAUCGCUGGAAAGAUUAUGACUCGGGACUUCGUCCGUUUCGAACAGCUGUACCUUGAAACCCACCCGGGUGCCCCUGCUCCCUCGAAAUCGAGGAAGGCAUUUGCCUCGGAUUUUCCCAUUGAGCAUGCCCGCCUCCGUUCCAUCCCCGUGAUCACAUUCAUAUUUGUAGUCUCCACCGCGAUUUAUGGCUUCACAGUCCUGCCCACCGACCUCCUUCCACCACAAGCAGCCAAUCCAGCUUGGAUCGCUCUCCCGCUUUUCCUCCAAUUUCUUAUAGCUGCGACGUCCAAUGCGGUCUUUGCCAUCAAUACAACGCUUGUGUCCGACCUGUGCCCGGGAAAAGGGGCGAGUUCCACAGCCAUAAACAACCUUGUGAGGUGCAGCAUGGCAGCCGUGGGCGUCGGUGUGGUAGAGUCGAUGCUGGCACUUGUGGGCCGCGCGGGAACGUUUGUCGCGCUGGCGUUGCUUGUGGUGGCUAUGUCUGUGGUAUACGUGAUGGAGUGGUAUUGGGGAUCGCAAUGGAGGCAGAAAAGGGGGAUGAGGAAUGAAUCAGAGAAAGUAUAA
Molecule: messenger RNA, 1353 nt
Organism: Diaporthe batatas
Lineage: Eukaryota; Fungi; Ascomycota; Sordariomycetes; Diaporthales; Diaporthaceae
Exons: 6
Coding region: 1-1353 (450 amino acids)
Biological process (GO): transmembrane transport
Molecular function (GO): transmembrane transporter activity
Source: RefSeq, a predicted model, not a curated record